Messenger RNA from Peronospora matthiolae, 1356 nucleotides. The record is from the annotation of a GenBank genome assembly. NCBI's taxonomy places the organism in Eukaryota, Oomycota, Peronosporomycetes, Peronosporales, Peronosporaceae.
AUGGUUUCGAAAAUCACGCGAGCUGCUACUGCAGCAGCAAAAAGGGCGGCUGCACGCAUACGUGCGGCCGCUGAAAGUGCCUCUCAGGCCUCAGCAGCAGGCGAUUCGUCGCCUGUUGUUGUGAAUCGUCCACGUGGUGAGUCACCACGUGCGACAGGUAGAUCCGUUGCGUCCGCAGCGGGUACCUCGAAUCGUAGUCAAGAUGAGUUUGAGAUAGAGCUCAUCUAUUCUGGCAAGUUGGAUGAUACAUCCGGCUCGAAGGCGACGCCUCACGACUCCGGACCACCCGGGGCGGACACUGCAAGAGCCAAGUUGACUGGCUCUGGGAACGUGGCGGCAUCAUGUCCGAGAUCUUCGAACCGGGCGAAUCUUCGGACGAAUUCUCGUCUCGUGCAAGUCCAUUCAACGAUAGGACGCGUGGAGAUGGUGGUGAUGCACCUAUGCAUCACCACGAAGGCCAGGGACCGAAAUGCCCUGCGCCACGCUCCCCAAGUGGAGUCUCCGUGGAUGCCGUCAUCCAGAGAGUUGGACCGGUUGGCCGGCACGACUACCGAACGGGAUCGCAUCCCGUUGUUCGAUUGCAGGAAGAUUUGCCCUCCUGAUUCCAGCACGGAAACUAUCCGUGCUGAGGAAGAGUUCUUCACCGAUGCGUUCUUCAAACAUCGGUGGUACAAUGGUAGCCGUGUACGAGACGGCAAAGCCUUGGUGCAGGGAUGGAAUGCCCUCAUCCACAACAUCGAGUGUAUUGGCCGUGAGGCUUGGCUCGCCAAACUUGAUGCAGCUCGCAUCAGGUUUGAGAAACGCAACCCAGUCGGGGCGCGAUACAAGUUGCACCGGCUUUCAAGAGAGGCAGGAUUACCCUGUCUCUCGUGGGGUGAUUCGCGUCCAGGUUGCCUGGACAAUUCGAACCGUGCCCCUAGGGAGGCCUACCUCCCUAAUGAUCCCUACUGGAGGGCGCGCAUCUCUUCCGAGAUGGCCGAAGGGUUUGACACUUUGCAAUCCCUGUACUCGCGUUCGGGGAGGUCGUUUUCCGACGGCCCUUCUUUAAACGCAGCGGGUGGGUCUUGUCGUACUGCUCGACGAGACCAAGGACAUCAACAAUCAGCUGGGCACGAGGCUCCCAGCUGUCCCACGCCGGUGGAUAGCCACGCCAGCGGACGAGGUAACUCGUCCGGACGCCAUUCACAUCGCGGUGGUUCCAAAUACGCUCCACUAGAAAGCAUUGACCACCGCUUGAGUCCACCAAAGGAUGUGGUGGCUGUGGGAAUACCUGAUCCGGCUCGUGGGUCGGAUCAGGUCGAUGUUCAAGAGCUGAACCGUCUAACAGAACAGUUGCAAGAUGACCUGGCUCAUUAA